CCCCUCUGCAUUGCUGGGGUCUGUGGAACAAUGGAUUGCAUUCCCCUGCAGCUGUGCUUGAUAAAGCCUUAGUUGAGUGUGUUCUGUCUGGUGUUCCUCUAGGACGGAGAACAGGAUUGCCCGUUUUGCUCAACGUCUGAAUCAAAAGCAAAGAGGGCAAAGCCAGUGCCAUGCGCUGAAUGAGGACUUUAGGCACUUCAUGCUCACAGGUUCCCCAGGCAUUUCACAGAGCUUAGACAGAAACUUCCAUGUCAAAAUGACCCAGCAAAUGCAGAAUCUGCACCUGUCUCACACCAAGAAGAGCAGCGCUCCGUCCUCCCCCAACGCAGCCAAGCGCCUCUACCGCAACCUCUCGGAGAAGCUGAAGGGCAGCCACUCCUCCUUCGACGAGCCCUAUUUCUUCAGCCGCUCGGACAGGCUGAGGAAAACGUCUGUGAACGUGCAGUGCAGCGAGGCUCUGUUCGAGGCGGUGGAGAAACAGGAUCUGGAUGCCGUUCAGCUCCUGCUCUACCAGUACUCAUCCGAGGAGCUCGACCUCAACACCCCCAACAGCGAGGGGCUAACACCACUGGACAUCGCCAUCAUGACCAACAACGUGCCCAUGGCCAGGGUCCUGCUGAAAGCUGGGGCCAAGGAGAGCCCGCAUUUUGUCAGCCAGGAGAGCAGAGUACUGCACCUCAGCACCCUUGUGCAGGAGGCACAUCAGCGCGUGAGUGAGCUGUCUGCACAGGCGACGAGCGAGGGGCUGAGCCUCGACAGCACGGAGAGAGAGAAACAGCUGAAAGCCUGGGAGUGGAGGUACCGGCUCUACAAGAGGAUGAAGACAGGCUUCGAACACGCCAGAGCCCCCGAGACGCCGUCCAGCGUCCGUCUCUCUGUAACGAGCAGCACGUCCCUCACUGUCACCUUCCAGGAGCCCCUCAGUGUCAACUCGGCUGUCAUCACCAGAUACAAAGUCGAGUGGAGCUGCUCGAAGGACUUUUCCACGUUGGCUGGACAAAUAAUCAUGGAUAAUCUUCAGUCUUUGAGGUGCACUAUCGCAGGUCUCACAACGGGUCAGGCCUACUUUGUCCAAGUUUCAGCCUACAAUAUGAAGGGGUGGGGGUCGGCACAGGCAUCCACUCCUGAUGUCGCUGUCCCAUCAAACUGGAAGGAGUAUGGUGGCAGGGAGCCGCGUCGGCACAUGGGGCAGAUUGAAGCCAUGGAAAGACUCCUCCAGCAGGUUCGAAGCGCACAUCAACGAUACAGCUGUCGAGAGUCGUCCAAGUCGCAGAAUCCGAGUCGUAAGCAGUCUGUCUCCAGAAGCCUGAAGCACCUCUUUCAUUCUUCAAACAAGUUUGUGAAAACUUUAAAAAGGGGGCUCUAUGUGGCAACAGUAUUCUAUCACAAGGACGACAUUCUGGUGACCAAUGAGGAUCAGAUCCCCAUUGUUGAAAUAGACGAUUCCUUCACCAGCUCCAUCAUGCAGGACUUUCUCUGGUUCACAAAGCUGUCGUACAUGUGGGAGGAUGUCCGCUGGCUGCGGCAGAGCAUGUCUGUCUCCAUGUCCUCCUCGUCUGUGCUCCAAGCUCGGCAGAAGAUGCUGGCAGCAGCCGGGCAGUUGCAGAAUCUGCUUGGCACGCAUCACUUGGGACGUGUUUAUUACGAGCCCAUUAAAGACAGACAUGGCAAUGUGCUGCUAGUUACUAUAAGAGAGGUGGAGAGCCUCUACUCCUUCUUCAAUGGCAAGUGGAUGCAGAUAUCCAAGCUGCAGAGCCAGAGGAAAUCCCUCUCUACCCCGGACGAGCCGACGGCUCUCGAUGUGCUGCUGAUCACAAUCCAGGAUGUCCUGUCCUAUCAGCGGAGGAGCCAGCUUCACCUGUCUCCCGGGCUGUACCUGGGCUACCUGAAGCUGUGCAGCUCCGUGGAUCAGAUUAAAGUCCUCGUCCCGCAGAAGCUGCCCAACGUCCUGUGCCACUCCAAAAUCCGAGACAACUGCAACGUGUCCAGAGAUGAGUGGGAAUGGCUCCAGAAGCUGUCUGGCCCUGCUUAUGUGGAAAGUGCAGAUCAGACGCCUGCCUGGCACACUCAAUUGUUCUUCUAUGAGCUCCAGAUGGCUGUGAAAGCGCUGCUCAAACAAAUCAAUCUACCUCUGCACCAGACCAGGCUCUUGCGUCUGUACACACAGGAGGUGCUGGAGCUGGGUCACAAUGUCUCCUUUCUUCUGCUGCUGCCUGCCUCAGACGACGUCUGCACUGCCCCGGGACAGAGUAACCCUUACACCCCGCUCUCAGGGUUCCUUAACCUCCCUCUUCAAAUGUUUGAACUAGUUCAUUUUUGCACUUACAAGGAGAAAUUCAUCAGCCUGUACUGCCGCCUGUCUGCUGUGCUGGACCUCGACUCGCUCAUUACCCAACAGUCCCUGCGAGAGGCCAUCUCGGACACGGAAGUUGCAUCAGCUAAGCAGAGGCAUCAGCAAGUUCUAGACAACAUGCAGCAAAUGGAUGAGAUGUGGCGUGAGAUGAGGUGGAUCAUGGACGCGCUGCAGUACGCCCGCUACAAGCAGCCCGUGGGUGGCCUGCCUGUGCCGUGGCUUGUGGACUCCACGGUGGCGCACGUGCCCGAGAAGAACGACUCCACAUCCUCGCACAUGGACUACCUGCCCACUCCCUCCCCCUCGCCAGAGAUGCAUCGCAGGAAGGCCGUGAGCGACUCCCAGCCUUGCUCCGAUGAAGAGGGCUGCUCGGAAGUGUUUCUCCCCACAGACAGCGACUACGACUCGAGCGACGCCCUGAGCCCACGAGAGCUGGACCUCGUCUACUCCUCGUCCCAGGACAUCUCCCAGCAGGUGCUUUCGGGGCUGAGCGGGAGCGCACCAGACGUGCUGCAGGUGCACGACCUGAAGUCCCCCCUCAGCACCAGGGAGCAGUGCAAUAGGGGGCCCUUCGACGCAGACACAGACUCCUGCACGAAGACCUUGGGCGGCUUGACUCUAAGAGGCACAGACAAGGCUGCUCCCCGCAUGCCGGGGAACAACCCCCUGAGUAAGAGGAAGCUUCUGUCCAAACACCAGCACCACAGCUACUUCAGCUGCCACCACCGCUGGCUCCGCGUGCACAGCGAGAGCCAGGCCGCCUCGCUGUCAGAGGGGCUGUACACGCAGCAGCGGGAAUGCCCAUCCUUACCGCUCGAGUCUGCCUGCGGGGGAGACAUGAAGACCGUAGCAGAGCUACCACGUAGCUCUUUCUUACCUCACGCCUCCAGCCUCCCGGAAGAAGGGAAAGAGAGAUACAAGGAGUCCAAAUCGAACGUCCGCAGGAUAUUCGUGGAGCCUUGCAGAAUGCCGUUGUCCAACGAGGGCUUGAAAGCGUGGACUCUGAACGUAGGAGAGUCACGACCCGCAGUGGGAGACGCGAGUGCCGUACCUGGAGGCGCGGGACAAGACAUCGACUCCGAUGACCAAACCAAUUCUCAAGUAUCAGAAAUAUUCAGCAGUACACUCUAGGAGUAUAACCGCUUUUACUUGAUCGAAGAUGCUCUACCUUUUUUUUUUUAAAUGCAAUUUGUAUAUGAUAUGAAAGUUGUUGGAAUCUGUUUGUAUUUUUGUACAUGUUCUAUAACUGAGCAUGCAAAGGUGGGUUUUUUGUGGUUAUUUUAUGUAUCAUGCACAAGGCUUACUGGGGUACUGCAUCUUUGAAUGAAAUUGUAAAACAAAAACUUAACUAAAGUUGCUGGACAACUCUUUACAGUAAGAAAAAUACACCCAUGGCUCUUGACUGUUCUAAUAAUCAAUGCAACACAGAGAAAAGCAAUGCUUUUUAACUUGGCCAACUGCGUGCAUCCAUGGCACAAAGGGCAAGUAACACGAGUACGUUUUAAAAUUAAAUUCAUGUAAAAGCUAGAUACAGGCAGAAUAAAAUAACACAAGGGGUUACGCAAGAUUAAUGAAACCACAGCACAUAAUCUCCCAUGUUUCACUCUGCAUUAGCAAUGGUUCAGAACGUCGAUUCGCUCUAAUCAGUGGUGCAGUCGUAAAUCUGAAGGUACCGGUGACGGCACUAAAAUAUUGAUCUUCUUAAACAAGAAUUAUUGUACAAAUUCACAUGUUGUUUGUGUACUGAACUUCUAGAAACACAUCUAAUAGGUCAUGCAUUUAUCCAGUGUCUACAAGUAUUUCCACAAAGUGUCAUUCUUCAUCUUGACAGACUGCUUUACUGUACGUGUCUGUGUGUCAGUGGCUUAGUUUGUGUGUGUUCACAGUCCUAGUCGAUACACUGUUGCUGUCGUCUUCGUCGGCAUUUUUAACCUUAAAGAAGUAAUCUGUAAUAGAAAAUCCUAAUGCUGUUUUCAUUGCAUCAAGAGAACUACUGACUGAAUUAGACAGUUGUGUGGGAGCUGGGAGUCAUGUGACUUAGCUUGCCUAUGUCCUGGCUAGACUACACCACUGGCACUAAUCCCAGACUGCCUUACCUAAAUUAACAAGUAGUAGUCCAAGAUUAGUGCUAAUCAGAGUCUGUAAAUCCCAUCAUAAGUGGUAAAACGUCAUGUGAUUUAAAAGGUAGCUGUAUUUAAAUAUGCCUCCUGUUUAGAUGACUGACAUAUAAUAGAAGGGAAGAACCCCUUAACGUUCUGUUCCGGUAUUCCACAUUCCACUGCGGUUCCAAAGGCGUUCCAUAAAGGUACCACUGAAUUCCAGUAUGUUAGAGGACAUUCUACUGCACAUUUGUAUUCUGAAACUUGAUGUUAGAACUACAUUACAAAAAAACCUUAUUAUGUAUUGCUUGAAGUGUAAAAAAAUAUAUAUAUAUUAUUUUGAACCACAGCGCUAUACUGUUUAUCUGUAUUUCCUUGUGCAAAGCAUCCUGCUGUGUGUAAAGUAUUUAAGAUAGUUUAUCUCCCAGGUGGGCUAGUUUGGAAUUGUGUUUUUAGUAAAAAGAGUAUUUUCAGAAAAACAAGGGAUUCGUUAACUUUAUAUGUAAAAAAAAAAAAAAAAAAAAAAAGAAAUAUCAGUGCAAAGGGCAGUAUUAAAAUUUGUAAAUAGUGUUUGUUUGCUAGUUGCAAUCGUUAAUGUUAUUAUGUGUUAGUAAUACAGUCUGGUGUAUGUUGAACGAAUAACAAAUACUGGCACAAUUUUAUGUGCUUUGGAAAUAUCAGUGUGAUAGCCAUGAAUAAGCAUAUUGUCAUAUGGUAGCAUUUUAAAAAUAAUGGCUGCAAAUUCAUUGUGGAAGAAGAACUCGGAAGAAGUCCAGAAGAUAUUCGGGUGUUUUUCCUGCGGAUUUCAGACAGAAUUCAUAGUGAAUUUGUGGCCAUUAUUUUAAAGUGUUAUCAUGUGGCUGACCACACACACACGCACGCACACACA
Molecule: messenger RNA, 5341 nt
Organism: Polyodon spathula (Mississippi paddlefish)
Lineage: Eukaryota; Metazoa; Chordata; Actinopteri; Acipenseriformes; Polyodontidae
Product: ankyrin repeat and fibronectin type-III domain-containing protein 1-like
Exons: 18
Coding region: 200-3484 (1094 amino acids)
Biological process (GO): establishment of mitotic spindle orientation; regulation of establishment of bipolar cell polarity
Cellular component (GO): spindle
Molecular function (GO): protein binding
Source: RefSeq, a predicted model, not a curated record